This is a messenger RNA of Geodia barretti, 1023 nucleotides long. NCBI's taxonomy places the organism in Eukaryota, Metazoa, Porifera, Demospongiae, Tetractinellida, Geodiidae. The record is from the annotation of a GenBank genome assembly.
AUGGAAAUUCCCUUGAAAUUGAGCAUUUUGGACCAGAGCCCUGCUGCUGAAGGAGAAACUGCCGCCCAGGCUCUCCAGCACACCAUUGAGUUGGCCCAACACGCCGAGGCGUGGGGCUAUCAUCGUUUCUGGGUCGCCGAACACCAUAACUCCAGACGGAACAUGGGGUCCUCACCCGAAGUGCUUAUUUCCCACCUGCUGGCGCGCACCGACUCCAUACGUAUCGGGUCGGGCGGCGUUAUGCUCCAGCACUACAGCCCUUACAAAGUUGCCGAGAACUUUAACGUUCUGGCUUCGCUGGCUCCUGGUCGGGUGGAUCUGGGAAUAGGGAGAGGACCUGGCGGGCUGCCCCGUUCCACCCAGGCUCUGCGUACCCAGCCUGGUGACGUGCCCAACAGCAAAUCACUGGAUGAAAAGCUCAAAGAGUUAAGGCAAUUCCUUAACUGCGACGCCAACGGCAACUCACUUUCCAGCGGAUUAAUUGCAACGCCUUUGCCACCGCAACCGGCGGAUGUUUUUCUCCUGGGGACUACCGCAGCCAGCGCGGAGGUGGCUGCCGAUCAAAGACUGCCCUAUGUUUUUGCCAUGUUCCUUAAUGGAGACGAGGCCGAAAUGCGUAAGGCCAUUGAAAUUUAUCACAGCCGCUCUUGUCCCAACCCUGAGUUCCAGCCUCGGGCCAUGCUUGCCCUGCCGAUUAUCGUGGCCGACACCGAUCAGGAAGCCUCCGGUUACGCCGAGAACAUCAACGUGGUGAGAGUCCGGCUGGCAAGCGGGCGCACCUUUACCGUAUUCUCCGAGGAAGGGGCCAGGGAGUUUGGGCGCCAGUCCGGAGAAGACUAUACCUUCCAGGUCCAGCCGGCUAACGUCAUCCACGGGUCGGCAGAGGCGGUCAAGUAUCGACUGAUUCAGGUGAGUGAAGAAUAUCGGGUGGAAGAGAUAUUCGCUGUAACCGCCAUCGAUAGUUUCCAGAAGCGCUUGCAUUCUUAUGAAUUGCUUGGCGAAGCCAUGAUAACCAGGGCGUAA